Photinus pyralis (common eastern firefly) is the source of this 1277-nucleotide messenger RNA. Its product is annotated as protein yellow-like. Lineage: Eukaryota; Metazoa; Arthropoda; Insecta; Coleoptera; Lampyridae. Gene Ontology annotation, cellular component: extracellular region. The coding region runs from base 45 to 1277 and encodes 410 amino acids. The transcript has a single exon. The record is from RefSeq and is a predicted model, not a curated record.
CGCAAGAUUUCGCUCGAGCCCGCGCUGCUCUCGCAUUAUGUGAAAUGGUGUUAGCGCAAAUGGGUCUCUGCGAUUUUCUCGGUUUUUUAUUCGUCUCCUACUGUGCGCGUCAGAGAAAUGUCGAGAAGAAACCCUCGGAAAAAUUCGAAGUCGAAUUUCAGUGGAGUUACAUUAAUUUCACGUGGCCCUCGACUAUGGAUUACCACUACGCGACCACCAAUGUUAAGUAUAUACCGGAAAACAACGCGAUGGCCGGUAUCAAGUAUUACAAUAACAGAAUGUACAUUGCAUUGCCAAGAUUGCGAAAAGGCACGCCGGUUACUUUAGCUUUUCUUCCUAUGAAUUCCAAGUCGACCACCAACCCUCUUCUUCGCCCUUAUCCCAGUUGGGAGAUGAACGUUAGGAAGAAUUGUUCGGCUUUGCAGAACGUGCAGAGCAUGGAGAUCGAUCGUUUCGGUGUCAUGUGGGUGAUUGACGGUGUCAGAAUAAACAGUUUGACGAAGUGUCCGCCGAAAAUUGUGCUGUUGGACCUAAAGAACGCAGGCAGGGUUUUGCACAGCUACGUCGUUCCCAACGAUGUCAGUUUGCAUCAGGGGGGUUUUCUAAAUGACAUCGUGGUGGAUGAGAGUGACGGUGGUUUUGCGUACAUAACUGAUAAUAGUGUGCAAGAUCCAGGCCUUGUGGUGUAUUCGCGCGUUUACAAUAAAUCGUGGAAGCUACGAGACGCUUCCAUGUUCGGCGAAGUGGACGCCUCGGAAUUUACAGUGGAUGGAUUGAUUAAUGAAGGUAUGGUACCAGUGGAUGGAAUUGCGCUCGAGCCGAUGCCGGCGAAACGAAAAGGUAAUCGAAUGGUAUACUACUGCGCCUUGAGUAGUUACAGCCUCUACGCCAUUAGCGCUUCCAUACUGAAAAAUGAAGAACUGUGCAAAAGUGGCGAAUGGCGAAGAGACGUGGAGUACAUCGGGAAGAAAAGGAGUCAAAGCGAUGGAUUAGUGAUGGAUAACAAAGGUAAUCUUUACUAUGGACUAUUAAGCCGUUAUGGUGUCGGGAAGUGGAACAUCAAAAAACCUUUGCAAUCUGCUAAAAACAUCGACGUAAACAAAAAGAAGUUUGUGUGGCCGGAUAGCUUUACGUUCGAUACGGAUGGUCAUUUGUACGUACUCGCCAAUGGUAUUAACAAAUUCUUUUCUCGUACGUACGAAUUGCGGUUAUCGCCCGAUAUGAAGUUUAAAAUAUUAAAGUCGUACACUGGAACCAAUAGUUAUUUGUACAGUUAA